This is a messenger RNA of Colletotrichum truncatum, 1542 nucleotides long. Its product is annotated as cytochrome p450. NCBI's taxonomy places the organism in Eukaryota, Fungi, Ascomycota, Sordariomycetes, Glomerellales, Glomerellaceae. Gene Ontology annotation, molecular function: oxidoreductase activity, acting on paired donors, with incorporation or reduction of molecular oxygen; iron ion binding; heme binding. The record is from RefSeq and is a predicted model, not a curated record.
AUGGACGGUCAAUCUGGAAAACUGAUGUUCAUCCCAGGCAGUUUGCCUUUUUUGCCGUCGCCUACUGAGCGUCCAUUGUCAUACCUCAUCACCCUUUUCGUCCUUCUUUUCGCGUACGCUGCCAAGGCAAAGCAGACCAGUCUCCCUAUACUGAAUCCCAAAACCAGCACCAGAGAAUUCAUGACCAAAUCCAAAGAGCUUUUCGUUCUAGGGCGUCGGAAGUAUCCGGACGAGCCAUACACCAUGAAGACCUAUCUUGGCAACGCCAUCGUUUUGCCUCCUCAUAUGCUUGCAGAGGUUCGCAACCUCCAUGAGUUGGAUUUUUGGCCCGCAGUAGAAAAGGACCAUCAUGGGUACCUCCCUGGCUUCGAGCCAUUCAAGGCCAAUUAUGAAGGGGGAAAUAUGAUCAACAGACAUUUAACCAAGGCACUGAACAAGUAUACGAAACCUCUGUAUCAAGAAGCAAAAUUAGCUGUGCGCGACUUGUUUACAGACUCAACUGAAUGGCACGAAGUUCGUCCUUCCCGGGACUUGACAGCCCUUGUUGCCCGCACAUCCGCACGCCUCUUCCUCGGCGUGGAACUCUGCCGCAACGAGGAUUGGAUCAAACUAAGCGCUGCAUAUACACACACGGUGUUCCAAGCAGUACAAGUGCUGCGACAAUUCCCUCCGAUUCUCCGGCCCAUUGCGAAUCGAUACAUGGCCAUCUGCCAACAAACAAGAACAGCUCUCCAAGCCUGCCGGGAAUUUAUUCGUCCAUUCGUCUUAGAUAGAAGAGCUCGUAAAGCGGAUGCGUUGGCAAGAGGUGAGCCCGAGCCAGUAUACGAUGACGCGCUCGAGUGGUGCCAAAGAGAAUACGCAGAAGACAGAGACCCUGCCGACAGCCAGAUAUCACUCGCAAUGGUUGCUAUUCAUCCAACAACGGACCAACUCACGCAGACGAUGAUCCAAAUUGCUCGUCAUCCCGAACUUUUUCAACCUCUCCGUGAGGAGAUCAACAGUGUCUUGGGAACGGAAGGCAUUAAAAAGACAGCCCUCCACAACCUCAAGUUACUAGAUAGCGUGAUCAAAGAGAGCCAGAGGCUAAAACCUGUGUCAAUCUCCAAUUUUCGACGAGUUGCUGUGGAAGACUUUACACUGAGUAACGGUCUACACAUUCACAAGGGCGAUAACGUCUGGGUCGACCUCGCCCAUAUGUGGGACUCCAAUGUUUGGGAGGACGCCGAAAAGUUCGACCCGUACCGUUUCCUUAAACUCCGUGGAACAGACAAAGACCAUAUGGCGCACCUAGUCAGCACAAGUUCGGAGCAUAUGGGAUUCGGCCACGGCAGGCAGGCAUGUCCUGGAAGGUUUUUUGCUGCCCAUGAAAUGAAGAUUAUCCUUUGCCAUUUGUUGAUGAAGUAUGACUGGAAAUUGCCCGACGGACUUGACCCUCAGCCUAUCGCAUUCGGACUAAAUCUGGCCCCGAACCCUUCCACCGCCCUUCUCAUUAGGAGGCGUAAGGAAGAGAUUGACCUCGAUACGCUUGAGAUUGAGAGCUGA